Molecule: messenger RNA, 1535 nt
Organism: Paramuricea clavata
Lineage: Eukaryota; Metazoa; Cnidaria; Anthozoa; Malacalcyonacea; Plexauridae
Source: the annotation of a GenBank genome assembly
AUGGAUCAAGUUCCACCCGAAAUUCCCACAUGUGAGGAACUUAUACAACGUUACUUCAAGAGAGGGUUCAACUAUCAGAAAAUUCUCUCAUUUUUAUCGAAAUACCAUGACAUUGAAAUGUCUCUAAGGACAUUGCAUACAAAACUUCGUGACCUAGGUCUUAAAAGGAAAAACAUUAAUUACAAUAUUGAUCACGUCCGCCGUCGUAUACAGCAAGAACUGGACGGUCCUGGUUGCUCUGGUGGGUACCGUGCUGUCUGGCACACAUUAAAAAUGGAAGGUAUUCAGGUGCCAAGAGAAGUUGUUCGUUUAGUCCUGAAGGAACUUGACCCUGAAGGUGUGUCAGAAAGAAGAUCUAAGACACUUCGUCGUCGAGUUUAUCACACACCAGGCCCUAACCAUUCAUGGCAUGUCGAUGGAUACGAUAAACUGAAACCUUAUGGUUUUCCUGUGCAUGGAUGCAUAGAUGGUUACAGUCGCAAAGUGCUGUGGUUAAAGGUUUGUAGGACAAACAAUGAUCCAGCCAUCACUGGACAACACUUUCUAAAUGCUGUUAGAGAAUAUGGGGGAUGUCCAACUAUACUACGAACUGACAAUGGUACAGAAAAUGUUGUUAUGGCUGCUAUGCAGUCAUACUUUCGAUGCAAUGGGGACGAUGAAUAUGCUGGUGAAAAAGCACACAGAUAUGGUACAUCACCAUCAAAUCAACGCAUUGAAUGUUGGUGGUCAUAUUUACGUAAAAACCGCUCAAAUUGACCAUUUGCGUAAUAGACUAAAUUUUGAUCUAAACAAGUCUAGACAAAAAUUUCAUAACAGCUUGAAAGAGCAUCACAAAAUUAGUAAUAUUCCAAAGUUUCGUUGCGAAAUGUUGUAAAACGCGGAAAAUAUAGCCUUGCGAAAUUUGCAAUUUGCAGUCAUUUUAGAUUACAAACGGGAAAUUGACAGCCUCGAAGGGUUCGAGGCUGUCAAUUUCCCGUUUGUAAUCUAAAAUUACUGAAAAUCACAAAUUUCGCAAGGCUAUAUUUUCCGCAUUUUACAACAUUUCGCAACGAAACUUCGGAAUAUUACUAAUUUUGUGAUGCUCUUUCAAGCUAUGAUGAAAUUUUUGUCAAUAUCAAAAUUUAGUCUAUUACGCAAAUGGUCAAUUGGUGGAUUAUUUUUUUUAAAGAUCUUGUCGAAGCAGGUCAUCUUAGUUUAUCCAAUCAGCUACAGAAAGCGUGCUUGUGGUAUUGUUUCCAUCAACUUCUACAAGAAGAUCUAUCUUCAGUUCAGCUGCACUGGAAUUCUCAUUACAUUCGAAAGUCAAGAUUUGAUACUAUUUCCGGGAGACCAGACGAGUUAUACUUUCUUCCCGAGUGCUCAGGUGGUAGAAAUUACAUAAAAUCUGUCACAGAUGAACAAUUUGAUGAUAUGUCUCAGUAUUGCCAUGAAUAUAAUGAAGACAAUUUGUAUCAGGAAUACUUUGGUGAGAUUUUCGAGCAACUUCAUUUAGGUGAACCAACGAAUUGGAGAGAAUGUUUGGAUCAAUAUAACAG